AAGGAGACGGCCGCUGCUCCUGGGAAGACUCGGGGAAUCAUGCCUCCCUGCUUAAACGCCCCCGCGUGAGACUUCAGAGCAUACUUUUUUGACGGGAAGAUCAGGGAUUCAUUCUCUCUGACAUUCUGUCGACUGUCCUGCGCGAUCCUUGCAGGAGCCAUGAGAGAUCAACCCCCCGAGCUUCUCAGAAGUGCUGCAGAUGUCAUUUUUUGGUAGCAUGAAGGCGUCCUUUCAGAUUCUCCAAUGUACAGGAAAGAAAGGACACUCUACACCAAAUGUCCUCCUUCCAUCUUGAGAAAAAGGUCACCCAUGAACCAAGCCCUCAGCGAGAAGCGAAAAGUAGAGAGGAGAGUUCGAUUCCAGGAACCGGAAGAGAUCAUGGGACAUGCUCGUGAGAGGCCGGGGAGCUCUCUGCCUUUGUUCCUCGGGGGUUUGCUUUGUCUGGGACUGCUUUUGGCUCUCUACUGCAGCAGCGUGAGGCACGAUUUCAAAGUCCUGGAAGACUUUCAGUCCCAGCUUGUUAUCAUCGCUCUUCAGAUAAGGCACGUCGCUUUGAAAUGGUGGAGUUGGCUGGCGAGGCUGUAG
Messenger RNA from Euleptes europaea (tarantolino), 585 nucleotides. It is a transcript of the gene C6H14orf180, whose product is annotated as chromosome 6 C14orf180 homolog. The record is from RefSeq and is a predicted model, not a curated record. Lineage: Eukaryota; Metazoa; Chordata; Lepidosauria; Squamata; Sphaerodactylidae. Gene Ontology annotation, biological process: positive regulation of Golgi to plasma membrane protein transport. The transcript is spliced from 4 exons. Gene Ontology annotation, cellular component: trans-Golgi network. Gene Ontology annotation, molecular function: connexin binding. Bases 244 to 585 code for a protein of 113 amino acids.